UACAAGCAAACCGCUGGGCAACACAUUUCCGUUUACCAAGCGGCGUUGCCAAGGAGACAUCCGCUGUGACGCUAGCAUAACAUACCUCUAAUGCUAAGGUGAUACAAAGACUACGACAAAGUGUCAUGGCAGAGCUGCACAUUAUAGGCCAGCUAGUUGGAGCUACAGGCUUCCCUAACUCUAGCCUGUUUUGCAAAUGGGGUGUCCACACCGGAGGAGCAUGGCGACUUCUGUCCGGCUUGAAGCACGGACAGACCCAGGUGGAUAAUCCACAAACAGGAGACAUGGCGUACUGGUGCCACCCCAUUGACUUGCAUUACGCCACCAAGGGACUCCAAGGCUGGCCUAAGCUUCACCUCCAGGUGUGGCACCAGGACUCUUUCGGCCGGUGCCAGCUGUAUGGUUACGGCUACUGCCACGUCCCCUGUAGCCCCGGACACCAUCGGAUAACCUGCGGGACUUGGAGGCCAAUCGGCUCCUGGCAGGAGCAGCUAUCGCAAGUGUUUGUCGGCGGUGGACCGCAGCUCAAGAGCCCGGAUCUUAUUUACAGCGGAGCGGAUCGUUACAGGCUGUACACCGAGGCGAUGGGGACCGUGGAGCUGGAGCUCGGCAUCAUCAUGAGACACUUCGACAAAUAUGGCGUCGAGAAUUGAUGUUUACGUGUUGUCAUGUUCUACUUGGACGCUUUUGACCAAAUUUACAUGCUUAUAUACUUUUUAUUGGCGUGUAUAUUAAUUGUGGUAUAAAUAAAACUGCAUGUGAUUUGUUUUUAAGAACUGUGCAAAAUGUGCAAAAACGCUAGUCAAAUAUCCUCUAUAUGACAGCAGUUUUUGGAAACCUCUUGCGAAACUGCAAAGAUACAUGACAAGAGCACACUGCUGUUUUUAGGGACCAACCACAAAAACACUAGUUGAAAUCCUCAACAUCAGCGGUAGGAAACCUAUGGCUCGGGAGUCAGAUGUGGCUCUUUUGAUGACUGCAUCUGGGUCUGACAUUUCUCAACACAAAAUGUAUUUUUUUUUUUUGCUGACAUUUAAAGUUAAACAUUAUAGAAAUCACAUUAUUAAAAAUAACGUUGAAAAUAUAUAACUUUCGUAUGCAUUUUAAUCCAUCAAUAUUGUACCGCAAUGCAGGUGGCUAGAGCCAAUGCCAGCUGUCCUUCCUAUAUUUUUCAGGUCAGACAUUAAAACUUUAUUAUUGGAUAAUGCGGUAGGUAGCCUAACCGGGUCAUUGAGAGGUCAAGAUAUAAUCUUUCCUUUUUUAAUCAAAUCCUCAGCUAGCCAAGUCUGCAGAGCAAACCCUUUUGACAA
Messenger RNA from Dunckerocampus dactyliophorus (ringed pipefish), 1310 nucleotides. Its product is annotated as B9 domain-containing protein 2. Gene Ontology annotation, cellular component: MKS complex. NCBI's taxonomy places the organism in Eukaryota, Metazoa, Chordata, Actinopteri, Syngnathiformes, Syngnathidae. Gene Ontology annotation, biological process: cilium assembly. The record is from RefSeq and is a predicted model, not a curated record. The transcript has a single exon. The coding region runs from base 126 to 653 and encodes 175 amino acids.